Messenger RNA from Fusarium odoratissimum NRRL 54006, 3231 nucleotides. RefSeq lists its product as uncharacterized. Lineage: Eukaryota; Fungi; Ascomycota; Sordariomycetes; Hypocreales; Nectriaceae. The record is from RefSeq and is a predicted model, not a curated record. The coding region runs from base 1 to 3231 and encodes 1076 amino acids. Gene Ontology annotation, molecular function: protein binding. The transcript has a single exon.
AUGACGGAUCCUGAAGGAAUCAAGGUCGAGGAGGCAAUUCUCCAGGCCAUUUCUGAUAGCGAUCCUGAAUUAUCAAAUCAGAUAUUCAAAGUCGCUCAUCGACAUUUCACCCGAUACAGAAGAGUCGGAUUGAUAGCCGACCUUGACAAGGCUAUCAGCAUGGCAAUCAAGGCUAUUGAUCUCACGCCAGAAAGUCACCAACAGCGAACUCCACGUCUGAUCAACCUCUCUGUCUACUGGCACGAGAAAUACCCAAGAAGUGAUCCACAAAAUUUAGAAGGACUUCAAGACUCCAUUAAAGCUUCGCGAGACGCGAUUGCAGCUCUUUCAGAAACUUAUCCACACCGAGGAACAAUCCUUGAUCAGCUAUCCACAAAGCUAGGGUUGCUCUUCAUGCAGACGCGAGAACUAGGAGUUAUCGACGAAAACAUUGCAGUCCAACGAGAAGCUGUGGAGGUAACACCAAUCAGCAAUCCGAAGCGUAUUCUUUUUCUAGCCAACCUGGCUGCUCCUCUUACAGCCCGACACCAAAUCCUUGGAAAAAAGGAAGAUCUCGACGGAGCAAUUCAAAUAUGUCAUGAUGUCAUAGCACAGACGGCUGAAAACUCGCCCCAGCUUCUCGAGAGACUCAGUAACCUUUCGCUAGCACUAAGCGAAAGGUACGACACACAUGGAGACCAAAGCGAUCUCGAAGAAGCCAUCGAAGUUGUGAAGCAGGCUAUUGAAGUCACUGAAGAAGAUAGUCUGGAGCGCAUGGCUCAGCUGAGCAAUUAUGCUAACUUCCUCGUUGAUCGAUACCUCAAGACAGGAAGCACCAGAGAUCUCGAAGAGUCUAUCCACAAUUUCGAAAUGGUCUGCGAUCGUAUCGAAGACGAUGAGAUGUAUUUGGACACACACAAAUGUCUCAGCAACUUUGGCAUUCAGCUCAGUCGAAGAUAUAGAAGGAUCGGAACCGUGGGUGAUUUGAGACAAGCGAUACAAGUCGGACGAAAGGCUUGUAAACUGAGCCCCGACGACGAUAGCAAGUCAAAACACCUUUCCAACCUAGCAAUCAUCUUGAAGCACGAAUACUUCAGAACAGAUGAUCCAGACGUUCUUGAGGAGGCAAUCAGUGUGCAGAGAAAGUCUGUAGAGGCCGCCCAUAAGAAUCACCCCGACAUAUUUGUUACAUUUCACAACCUUGCAACCCUUCUCACUACGAAAUACAAACUGACACAAAAUUUGGAGGACCUUGAAGAGGCGUUGAGACUUGGGCGGCAGGCUGUCGACUUGACACCGGAAGAUCAUGCGAAUAGAGCUGCUUGUCUCAACACCCUGGCAGUGCAGUUGAGUGACAUGUCCAAGAAAACUGGAGUGUCGAGCCAUUUGCACGAAGCUAUCCGUUAUGGACAAGAAGCACUGGAUGCCACAGAAGAAAGCCACCCGGAACGCGCUAGCAGGCUGGUUAACCAAGGCGGUCGUUAUGGUGAUUUGUUCUGGCAGACGAAAGAAAAAGAACAUCUCGAUGCCGCCAUUGCACACUUAGAGUCUGCCUUACAUAGUCCUAGCACUGACGAUCAGUCUCGCAUUCGCGCAGGAAAAGGACUUGUCCAGUACUACGCGGCAGUACCUGACUGGGAUAAGGCUUAUGAAGCUGUCAAAACUGCGAUGGAUCUUGUUCCUCAUCUCAUCGCACAGACUACGAGCAAUGCUGAUAAGCAAGGUGCACUGGUCCAAGUCUAUGGCUUAUCAUCUGAUUCAGCAGCUGUGGCACUCUCGGCGAACAGAGGAGCACUUGCUGCAUUGCGGUUUCUUGAACAAGGACGGGGAUUGAUGGCAGCUUCCGUUGAAGAAUCACGGAUGGAAAGCCUCGAUCUUCGGACUGAGCAUCCCGAACUCGCUGAGAGUCUAAACCGAUUGCAAGGUCAAAUCAGUUCUUUUGGAGCUGUCGGUUAUUCCAGUGAUGAGAUCCACAGGCCUUCAUCAUCAGGCCGGCAUGCCGGAAUGAACCAUGACCUCGGCGAGCUUCAUAGACUACUCGACGAGAUCCGCCAAAGGCCCGGAUUUGAAGAGUUUCUCUCUGCGCCAAGCGAAUUCAGCAUCAAGAAUACUGCAAUUCCUGGAGCCAUUAUUGUUAUCGAUACCAGCGAGUUCCGUCGUGACGCAAUUGUCGUGGAGAGCGACCAGAUUCGCAGCAUUCCUUUGCCUCAGCUUACAAUCCUAGAUAUAAGGUCCAAUACCCAACAGGGCCAUACUUCAAGUCCAAAGAUACUCGAGUGGCUGUGGCAUACUAUAGCUGAACCCGUCCUUGGUGCACUAGGAGUCAAUGAAGUUUCUCCUGAAGAACGCCUGCCACGGAUUUGGUGGAUCCCAACAGGCGUAUUGAGCAUAUACCCUCUCCAUGCAGCUGGCCGACAUUAUAAAGGAUCGCGAGACACCGUGAUCGACAGAGCUAUGUCAUCGUAUAGCUCGUCUCUCAGAGCCAUUAUCCGGACUCGGAGUCGUGCAGGUCUAAACCCGUUUCCCUUGGGCAACGAGCGGGCCGUGCUUGUAUCCAUGGAGCGAACACCAGGGUACAGUACACUCCCUUCAGCAGGCAGAGAAAUAACUCAAUUACGUCCCAUCUGCGAGUCCAAAGGAUUUGAGGUAGUUGAACCCAAAGGUAUUAAAGAAGACAUUGUUUCGCAGUUUCCAGAGUGUAAGGUCUUCCACUUCGCUGGCCACGGCGCCACGAACCUGCGCGACCCUUCCCAAAGCAGUCUUCUGUUACAAGAUGAACCUCUAACUGUUUCAACCCUUCUGGAAACCAACAUCCAGCAAUAUUCACCAUUCCUUGCAUACCUCUCGGCAUGCGGCACUGGACAGAUUGCCCACGAGAAGUUCCUUGAUGAAAGCAUUCAUCUGAUCAGUGCCUUUCAACUAGCUGGAUUUCGUCAUGUCAUCGGUACUCUUUGGGAGGUUGGUGAUGAUAUCAGUGUUCAUAUGGCAAGGAUCACCUACGAAGCUAUUCAGCGAGGUGACUCGGCAGAUGAGUCGGUAUGUCGAGGCUUACAUAAAGCGACAUUAGAGCGGCGAGAUCAAUGGUUCAGAGAACAGACUCCGACUCGUGGUCGUAAGAGGAAGGCAAGAUCCAUUCUGCAAGAUGAGAGAGGAACGGCGUCGGAUACUCGUGACAUUGAAGCUUUGGAUGAUGAUGAUGAAGAUGUCUCUAGAUUGCCGCAAUGGGUUCCAUAUGUUCAUUAUGGAGUAUAA